UCACUCUGUCACGUCUCUCUUCUGUUUCAGGAAUUCAAGAAUGUGGACGGGGAGGAGUACCAGGCCAACAUGUCCACCUUGGCCUCGCCAACCUCGCAGGGAAGCCCGGACGUCUACAUCCUGCCGCUCACCGAGGUUUCCCUGCCGGUCGCCAAGCAACCAGCCCGAUCAGUCCAACUCCAGAAAUCCACAGAUCUCGGCCGCCACACUCUCCUCUACCUGAAAGAGAUCGGGAAUGGCUGGUUUGGGAAGGUUCUGCUGGGCGAGGUCAACGCUGGCCUUAAUACCACCCAAGUCGUGGUCAAAGAGCUGAAAGCCAGCGCCAGCGUGCAGGACCAGAUGCAUUUCCUGGAGGAAGCACAAGCUUUCCGGGCCCUCCAGCACCCGGCUCUGCUGCAGUGUCUGGCCCAGUGCACUGAGGUGACUCCGUACCUGCUGGUGAUGGAGUUCUGCCCACUGGGGGAUGUGAAGAGUUACCUCCGGAGCUGUAGGACUGCAGAGACGGUGACCCCGGAGCCUCUGAUCCUGCAGCGGAUGGCGUGUGACAUCGCCUCGGGGCUGCUGCACCUGCACAAACACCACUUCACACACAGUGACCUGGCUUUGAGGAACUGCUUGUUGACCGCUGACGUCUCGGUGAAGAUCGGAGACUACGGUCUGUCUCACGCCAAGUACAAGGAUGAUUACUACGUGACAUUAGAUCAGAUGUUUGUGCCGCUGCGCUGGAUCGCUCCGGAGCUGGUGGACGAGGUGCACGGAAACCUGCUGGUGGCUGACCAGACCCAACAGAGCAACAUCUGGUCGCUGGGUGUUACCAUCUGGGAGUUGUUUGAGCUGGGAAACCAACCUUACAGACAUUACUCUGACAGACAAGUGCUAACCUACGCUGUGAGGGAGCAGCAGCUGCGACUGCCCAAACCGCUGCUCAAAGUGCCUCUGGCCGAGCGAUGGUACGAGGUGAUGCAGUUCUGCUGGCUCCAACCGGAUCAGAGGCCCAACGCAGAGGAAGUCCACCUGCUGCUCAGCUACCUGUGUGCCAAGGGGGCCAGCGAGGCCGAAGAAGACUUUGAGAGACGAUGGAACUCCAUGCGUCCCAAUGCCGGACACAACAACCUCCGUGGUGCCUGUGUGAUGUCACGAGAUCACCCCUCAAUAACCUCCUCCUCCUCUUUCCCUCUCCUCGAGCAGUUCUCGACAGGCGACGGCUACCACUCGGAGUCUGGGGAUGACAUACUAACAGUCACAGAGACGAGCCACGGCCUGAACUUUGAGUACAAGUGGGAGCAAGCCAGAGCAGAGCAGUCGUACAGAGCCUCGGACUCGUCUGCCGCGCUGGGUCAUCAGGCGUUUUACCCACCAGGAGGCAUUGUGGGAGGCUGCCCCAUGGAGAGCCACAGCCACGGGGUUUCACCUCUUUACUACCAACCAAAACAUCUACAUGCUCCAGGCGUACUCCCCGUCCUCAGUGCCCAUAGCCCCUCUGUAAGCAGCGAAUACUACAUCCGCAUUGAAGAGCCGGUAGACUGUAACAUUGAUCUGGACUACACCAUGUGCUCCUACAGCCCAGACUACCAGGGCAGCAGUGGGAGCUUCCUGACUGGGAGCGCCGACUCGGGCGAGUGCAUGGCCUGCCCAUCACAGACCAAGAAUAUUGGUCCUUAUUGGUCAGCCGACAUCCAUAAGUCAGAUGUGUAUGACUCAAAUGACUCAAGUCCUGCUAUCUCCUUGACAAUGGAGCCUCUUUUAGGGCAAGUGUCAGACAGCAGCCCCAUAAGACCCUGGGAGUCUAGUCACUAUGUGUCCUAUAAAGACCGAGAUGGGGGUUACUACUAUGAGCACUCGCCACCUUUGGGGAUAGAUCACUAUCUGAUUGGAGGUGAGCUUUCCAGUGAGCGUCAUCAUCAGGAAAGCUGGGGGUCAAGAAGCCUUCGCCAGGCCUUGGGUGAGUUGGAGAACCCGCUUGGUAUAUCCCCCUCUGUAAUCAGUCCACCUCAGCAGGCCUACAGAGACGCAUACCUAGACACAAGCCAGGCCUCCAUCAUUGGGAAGAACGUGACGGGGGGCUACUACGACAUGAUGGGCUCCCUGAGGAAGACCAUGCCCAGCCACACCAGGCACAACAGCCACUCGGUCAGUAUCAACAUGGAGACAGAGGGGGCGCUCUUUAUUGGACACAGAGAUAGUGAUUCAGAGGAGGAAGAAGAAGAUAUAUUUGUUGAGAGACACACCUGCAACACUUGGCCUUCGAAACAUCGCCACAGCAGCGUGGGUCACAGACGGGCGAGCCACAGCUGCAGACAGGACGCUUACGUAGAUUUCCACUACACAAUGCCGAGCACAGACAUCGAAGACUCCUGGCCAGAAGAGCACAGCCUGGCUUUCCACACUCUGCCUAAACCCAUUGACUAUCUUGAGCCCCACCAGGCCAAAGACAACAGCGCUUGCCUUAAUCUGAGUAAACACCACACAAUGGUGCCCACAGACAACUGCAAUGCCUACAUAUACCUGUGCCAUGAGGGCGAGACUCAGGUGCCAGCAUCUGGAGAGUGCUGCCACUCGCACUUUGUGGAUCCACUCACCGGCUUGCUAGUCAGAAACAACACCUACAGUCACAGCUACAGCCACAGCAACUACAUCAGAGAUAAGGUCAUUGAAAUCCCAAACAAUGAAGAGAUGAUCAAUCUAUCUCCAGCUCCAGGUGGUCCCAUUGUCCCUAAACCUGCUUUGAUGAAGACUGAAGACAAUGUAGAGCCGUAUGUUGACCUCACAACAGAUGACUCACUGUUUAAAGAGAAGAGGGAGGAUGUAAUCAAGGAAAAUCUAAUCAUGCAAAAACCGACAGAGCCUAAAAUAGAAGAGGUGACCCUUACAAUGACGAAAGCCACUCCUCCUCCUCCUGACGACAACACGCAUGUCAUGGUUGCUCUCACAGAUCCACAGUCAGAGAUGAGUCACACUGGCGACAGCGGCGUCGACCGAGGAGGCUCCAGCGUGAGCCUCGCCGACAUCCUCGACUGCAGUGACGAGGAAGAGGACGAUGACAUCACAGACGAUAUCACCGAUGUUACCUCGGGCAUCUUCGCAGACGAGUCCAGCGAGCUGAACGCUUCUCCUGCCUUCAAGUCGCUACAGAAGCAGGUAGGAACUCCUGAUUCUAUGGAUUCGAUGGAUCUGCCGUCUGCAGCCGGGUCCUGUGAAGGUUUCAGUCCUGCGUCCUCUCACCCUUCCAGCUCACCUAAAGCGAUGGACAGCGGCUACGACACAGAAAAUAAUGAGAGCCCUGAGUUUGUCCCCAAAGAGCCUCAUGAACCUCGUGAACAACCUCUAGGAAAGCCUCCACUUGACACGAGCCUGGAGGAGCAAGAAGAGGAGGCCCAAGAGAUGCCUACAGAGGGGGAGCCAUCACUGGAUGAGGAUUUGGCUUUAGGUACCUCAGAGUCAUGUGACGACAUCCUUCAACCGCUGAGUGAAAAGACCCCAUACAGAGACUCUGCUUACUUUUCAGACUACGAGAACGAAAGGCAGUCCAGGGAUGAAGGAGAGGAGCUACCAGAGAAAAUAGGAGAUGAUGAAGAAAAUGUUGAAAAGGAACAGCACAUGGGAGAAAAGAAGGGUGAGAAAAGGAAGAAUGAGGAGGAGGAAGAAUUACAGGACACCGUUGCAAGCAAAGACAUAAAACUUGAAAGUAAACCCACAUUGACUCGAGCAGCAGAGUCGUCUUCGGAGGACUGUGAGCAGGAUGAAGUACUGGGUUUACCUCUGCAGCACUCUGAUACCGCCUCGAUAGCAGAAGGCGGACUGGAUGAAUGGCCAUCUCAGGAGGAGAACUCAUCUCUGGGCGACUGGGCAGCAGAGGUGGUGGGCGCUAUGGAGGAGGCCCUCGGUGCCCUGCACGAAGAAUGUAACUCCAACAUUAAUGUAGAGGAGGAGGAAGCGGAGGAGGAGGCUCAAGCUUUAGAAACAGCAGAAGAGCCAGCAGCGAUCAAGACAAUUCAAAACAAGCCAUCAGGGAUAUCCGGAGAAACCCUGCACACCUUACCCAAAGACGAGGUGGCCUUGCAGCACACAGCAAACACCAGGCGGUUCUCUUCUUCUUCGCCUCCACCUCCAUCCACCCCUCCACCUCCGCUUCCUGCAGCAGAGGGCCGAGGGUCUCCGGCUGACGGGGAAGAGGCGGACGGCGAGGAGGAUGGCGACACAGACGACAGCGACGAGUCGGACGAGGACCUGCGGGCAUACAGCGAGCGAGAGCAGAGCGGAGGGGAGGAGAGCGAGGACGAGUGCCACCCGGUGCCCAUCGUGGUGAGCGACAACAGCGACGCACACAAGCUGCGCAGCCUCCUCAAGAUGCCGACGCUGCUCACAGUGGAGAAUCUGGCGGAGGACUUCGAAUGCAAGAAGAAGACGGUGUCGUUUUUUGAUGAUGUCACCGUCUAUCUGUUCGAUCAGGAAAGCCCGACUAAAGAGCUGGCUGAACACGGCUUCUCUUUAGGAGCCGAGGGUCAAAGGUCACGCAGCAAAUCCCAGGAAAGGUUGAAUGCCUCGGACGACUCAGACGGGAACAUCUCAGAGGAGAGCGCCGGGUACGAGUGGGAGGACGACUUCCCUCUGCUCCCGUUACCCACUUCCUCAGCAUCAUCGGACUCUCCUCCUCCUCCUCCUCUUCCUCCUCUUCCUCCUCGACCCGCCAACAAAGUCCCGGACCCUAAACCAGCCGUGCAGUACUCCCGCUUCACCGUCUCCCCCUCCAACGUGUCCCGCUUCUCCAUCACUCACAUCUCGGACUCUGACAUGGACUCAGCAGGAGGAAGCAGCGAGGACGGAGACAAAGAGUAA
Molecule: messenger RNA, 4836 nt
Organism: Scomber japonicus (chub mackerel)
Lineage: Eukaryota; Metazoa; Chordata; Actinopteri; Scombriformes; Scombridae
Gene: lmtkb
Product: apoptosis-associated tyrosine kinase b
Exons: 12
Coding region: 70-4836 (1588 amino acids)
Biological process (GO): brain development; peptidyl-tyrosine autophosphorylation
Molecular function (GO): protein tyrosine kinase activity; ATP binding
Source: RefSeq, a predicted model, not a curated record